Molecule: messenger RNA, 639 nt
Organism: Exaiptasia diaphana
Lineage: Eukaryota; Metazoa; Cnidaria; Anthozoa; Actiniaria; Aiptasiidae
Product: homoserine O-acetyltransferase-like
Exons: 1
Coding region: 1-639 (212 amino acids)
Biological process (GO): L-homoserine metabolic process
Molecular function (GO): homoserine O-acetyltransferase activity
Source: RefSeq, a predicted model, not a curated record
AUGGGCGGCAUGGAAACUCUGGAGCUGGCCCUUCGCUUCCCCGACCGAGCCCGCAAGAUUCUCUCUGCUUCCGCGACCGACCGGACCCGCCCUUACACCGCCGCGAUCCGGCACCUCGGUCGCCGGGCGAUCAUGUUGGAUCCGGAAUACAAACACGGAAACUAUGAGGGAAACGGCCCCGGAUUGGGACUGGGUCUGGCACGGGAAAUCGGAACCCUCUUUUAUCGAUCUAGAGACGAAUUCAAUCAACGGUUCCGCUGGCAGCCGAUUCAACAGCCGUCCCUUUCCGGCCUGACUUUCGACGUGCAGUCGUACCUCAACCAUCAAGGCAAGAAGAUCCUCGGGGCGUUUGACGCCAACUCCUAUCUCACCCUCUCCAUGGCCAUGGACUUGCACGACAUCUGGCGGGACUAUCCGUCCCGCGAAGAUGCGCUCGAGCCCGUAGGCGCCGAGCUGAUGAUCGUCGGCGUCGACGAGGACCGGCUGAUUCCGAUCGACGAGCAGGAAUGGCUUCAUCAUUCCUUGAUCACCGCGGGAAAACGGAGCUAUUGGCGGCCGAUUUCGAGCCAUGUGGGGCACGACACAUUUCUCGUGGACACGGACCAGAUGACCGUUUUGGUUCGCGAGCUCCUGAGCUGA